Puma concolor (puma) is the source of this 1575-nucleotide messenger RNA. NCBI's taxonomy places the organism in Eukaryota, Metazoa, Chordata, Mammalia, Carnivora, Felidae. The record is from RefSeq and is a predicted model, not a curated record.
AUGACCGUGGACGAGGUGGUUGACCUGAGCCUCCGUGUCCUUGGUGAAAAGAAGCUCCCCCUCAUGGCUCUGUCCACCACAAUGGCCGAGAGCUUCAAGGAGCUGGACCCUGAUUCCAGCAUGGGCACGGUGGCUUGUCUUAGUCACCAUUCAUUCAUCCGCUCACUCAGCAAACACACCGAGACCGUGCGUCUCCACUUUGGUGGCGGUGGCCGUGUGGCUGUAACUGCCGGGGCCACCGCCCAGGCCCUGACUGCCGCCCGAGUUCUUGGCUGCCUGAACCCCUCCCCCUCGAUGACGGCCGCCCCCUUCUUCAGGGUGUAUGGGGUGUCACUGGGAACCCAUUUGCAAGAGCUGGGCCGGGACAUCGCCCUGCCCAUCGAGGCCUGCGUCAUGAUGCUGCUUUCUGAGGGCAUGAAGGAAGAGGGUCUCUUCCGCCUGGCCGCUGGGGCCUCGGUGCUGAAACGUCUCAAGCAGACCAUGGCCUCGGACCCACGCGGCCUGCAGGAGUUCUGCUCCGACCCCCACGCCGUGGCAGGUGCCCUCAAGUCCUAUCUGCGGGAGCUGCCAGAGCCCUUGAUGACCUUUGACCUCUAUGACGAUUGGAUGAGGGCAGCCAGUCUGAAGGAGCCAGGAGCCCGGCUGGAGGCCCUCCAGGAAGUGUGCAGCCGCCUCCCCCAGGACAACCUCAGCAACCUCAGGUACCUGAUGAAGUUCCUGGCACGGCUGGCCGAGGAGCAGGAGGUGAAUAAAAUGACGCCCAGCAACAUUGCCAUCGUCCUGGGGCCCAACCUGCUGUGGCCUCCCGAGAAAGAAGGGGACCAGGCCCAGCUGGACGCAGCCUCAGUGUCCUCCAUCCAGGUGGUGGGCGUGGUCGAGGCUCUGAUACAGAACGCGGACACCCUCUUCCCGGGAGACGUCAACUUCAACGUGUCAGGCCUGUUCUCAGCCCCUGUCCCCCAGGACAAGGUCAGCAACAGGCCAGCUUCUGAGGAGCUUCCAAUGGUCGCUGUGUCCACACCCGCUCCAGCCCCAGCCCCUGCCCCGGCCUCAGCGGCUGCCAGGGAAAGGAUAGAGUCCGAGGCGCCCCCCAGACCAGCCUCUCCCAAGGUCAGUAGGAGCCCCUCGGAGGCAGCCACUCCAGGGGAGGACAUGGCUCGAAAGACUAAGCGCCCAGCGCCAGCCCGGCCCACCAUGCCGCCCCCCCAGGUCUCCAGCCCGCGCUCCUCCCCUCCAGCCCCACCCCCCCCCCUGGCUCUGCCAGCAGCAGCCCCAUGUGACCAGGCCUGCCCUGGUCUGGUCGGCAGCAGCCUCCGGGCCCCCACGGUGCCACCCCUUGCCCCCAACCCCCCGCAGCCCGCCCGACGCCAGAGCCGGCGUUCGCCAGCCUCCCCCAGCCCGGCCUCCCCGGGGCCGGCCUCCCCUAGCACAGUGUCUCUGAGCAUGCCUGUGCAGGUGGACCUAGGGGUGGCCACAGAGGAGGGACGGGCCCCUGAGGUUGUAGGCAGGGCCUCCACUCCCCCGGCCAUCCCCCCUCAACCCCGGCCCAGAAGCCUCGCCUCAGAGACCGACUGA